AUGACUAGUAGUCUUGCUGUUGGGGCCACCAGAAAACCUUGUUUAGGCAACGGUCCUCGGCCAUGCGUGAUGAUUCUCCUCCUUCCCGUCUAUAAUAGGCAUGCCCAGAUUGAUGCCAUCCACGAUGGCCGCCUACACAAUAGCAAAAAGUUUAUUGCUUGCUGUCUUGGCCGCCAUUCACAGCUUGAUCUAGAGCCUGCUCCCACUCCGAAGGAACCCUUCUCCACUACCGAUGCCCGUCCGUCCGGAAACCCGUCCCUAUUAGAGUUCGAGCAAGUACUUCCGAUUGACUCGCAUCCUAGUGUUCCAGGAGCAAUAGCUGCGACACACUCUUCUUCUCACCUGCUGACUUUACUACCGCACUGGUGGCUGAUACUCUCUGCGGACGGCACUCCUCUGGCCGAUAUUACGGUUUGGACCAUCAAGAUAGUCCGCACAUCGGUUGUCAUGUCAAUUAAAGCAGCUGAGCUCAUCUUGAGUCCAGAACACUGCCCGACGAAUUGUGAUUUUCACUUUGCAUCUGGCCCCAUUCAUUCAAUUGCUCUCAACGGACCAUCACAUCGAGAAGAUGGUCUCGACGAGGUCGACCGUGUUCCUUCUGCUAAUGUGCAGCCGACAACUUGCGCUAAAUUCGCUGUAACCUCGGACCCGAAAGUAUUCAUGCGGUCUGCAUAG
This is a messenger RNA of Aspergillus niger, 675 nucleotides long. RefSeq lists its product as hypothetical. The record is from RefSeq and is a predicted model, not a curated record. NCBI's taxonomy places the organism in Eukaryota, Fungi, Ascomycota, Eurotiomycetes, Eurotiales, Aspergillaceae. Bases 1 to 675 code for a protein of 224 amino acids. The transcript is spliced from 7 exons.